This is a messenger RNA of Thelazia callipaeda (thelaziosis nematode), 1545 nucleotides long. Lineage: Eukaryota; Metazoa; Nematoda; Chromadorea; Rhabditida; Thelaziidae. The record is from the annotation of a GenBank genome assembly.
GUUGUAGAAGAUCCAAAGAAGAAAUCUUCUAAGAAAAGCAGUGUUAUGAGUAUUGUAGAUGAAGCUAUCGUAUGGGGUAAACGAAUCGUUGACCCAUGGUAUCGAAUGACAUCUUGCCCGAAAAAUAUCAUUACUGUAAUCGAGUUUUGCCAGGUGCAAGGUCCAAGACCACUAUAUUCUUAUCCAGUCCAUACUUGCAAUCAACAUCUUGAUUUGGACAAUGUAGCACUUUGGUUGAUGAGUGCUGAAGUAAUCAUUGGUUCAAGCACGAUUGUUUAUAAUCAGCAAAUGGCCGUCUAUGCAUGUGUUCAUUACUCUACCAUAUUCGACUUGUAUGCUCGGGCUUUUCAAAGACCGAUAUCCAUUGCAUUGUUAUCUUCUUUAAAGCCAUCAGCUGCGGUAUUCAAGGAAUUUAUUGAAAUAAGUAAACGCUUGCUAACACCAUUACUAGUUUGUAAUCAAACAUUGUUCAGGUCUCAUCUUACUCGAUUGAUUGGAAUAGCCAAAACUAUCGAUAUAAAAUUAUACGAAGAAAAGAAAAAAGUGUCAAAAUCUGCUGUAAUCAAAGUUCAGUCACUAGCUGAGCAGGGAAAACGGUUAUUGAAGCGUUUAGAAAAUAGUGCUUUUCAAAAAGUAUUGUGUGAUUCGAGAUGUUGUAAAGGACAUGAGUUAACAGAUACUGACAUUAAAUUUCUGGAGUUCUUGAAUGAUAAUCCUUCACCAUUACUGCAGCAAGUCCAGUUUCUAGCACCAUGCGCAUAUGAUGAAUUCAUAAAAGAAAUUGCAAAUGCAUAUGAAAAACUUUCAAGGAUUGCUCAUUCUCCCCAAUCAGGAACUCUAUUUUGUGCUGCAGUGCCGAUUCUAAAACUAAAAGAUUGUUAUAAUCACAGUCUUAAUUCUGGUGAAUCUGGUGCUAGCCUUGUUAAAAUGCAAGAUGAAAAUGAUUAUAUAAGGAACUUAACUACUAUAACAGAAGGUCUAGACAAGAUUCUGUUUGCUUUGUUAAGUGGUGAAGAUUUAGCACUUUGGUCAGUGGAGGAGCGAAAAAGUUUAGGCAAAGAUUUACUCAAAAAAAUUAAUUUGCUACGAGUUUGUAUGCAAGCGCAAAGUGCACCAUGGAAGGGAGAAUAUGACAAUUCGGCAAGAGAUUGUCAGUUGUUUGGCGAGAGUGUACCUUGGAAAACAACAGUGAACGAUUCAAGUGAUGCAAGUUUAUGCGUGUACGACGUUGAGGGGCGAUGGCUCAAAUGCAGAAAUUAUAAGGGAAAGAUGUUAAAUUUCUUGUCAUCUAAACGAAGUGAUUCAUUUCCCACCGAUUACGCACUAAUUCAGUAUGUAAUGUCGCAAUUAACAGAUUUUUGCUCAGUCCUUUACUUGGCCUACUACAGUGACCUAAACAAAUUGCGAGAGCAUCUAAAAUUGGAAGAGGAUGAUUUCUCAAUGGUUCUUAAUUUAUUGGCUCAAGUUAAUGUUUUAAAGUAUGGUAAGAUGAAAGAAAAAGUAAAGGAGUGCAAAAGUGCAGGGAUGAUCAUUGUCAAGGUUUAA